This is a messenger RNA of Anopheles darlingi, 3147 nucleotides long. RefSeq names its product pre-mRNA-splicing factor ATP-dependent RNA helicase DHX16 (gene l(2)37Cb). NCBI's taxonomy places the organism in Eukaryota, Metazoa, Arthropoda, Insecta, Diptera, Culicidae. The record is from RefSeq and is a predicted model, not a curated record. The coding region runs from base 46 to 2736 and encodes 896 amino acids. Gene Ontology annotation, molecular function: ATP binding; RNA binding. The transcript is spliced from 3 exons. Gene Ontology annotation, cellular component: intracellular anatomical structure; catalytic step 2 spliceosome.
AAACGGACGAGCUGAACGAGGCCGAUCGAGGAAAGAAUUUGCAGGAUGAGUAAAAGGACGAGUCGCCGGGAGCCCUCUUCAUCCGAAAAUAGUAGUAUCGAUAGUGAGGAAGAGCAACGUCGCAAGGAUUUAAAGGAACGUGAUGAUUUCGCGCAGCGGCUAAAGAAGCGCGAUGAAGACCGCACGCGGAAAGUGGUUGAGGCGUCCUCCAGCAAGCGCGCUUACGAGGAGGCCGCCAAACGGUUGAAGCUCGAAGCGGAAGACAAGGAGAAGCUACUGCCGGAACUGCGGAAACAAUCCCGGCGCCAGUAUCUCGAGAAACGUAAGGAGGAUAAAGUGGCCGAACUCGAGGCCGAUAUCCGCGACGAUGAAUAUCUCUUUGCGGACUCGGUCAUCACCGAGCGCGAGCGGAAGGAUCGGGAGUACAAGAAAAGUCUGUUGCAAAUUGCCAAGGACCAUGAGAAAGCGCGUGAGCUGGAACGGGUCCAGCGGUACCACAUGCCCAAGGAUAUCAAGAAGGGCGAAACGCAGGAGUAUGUCGAGGUGGACGAGCGUGAGCGUAUGCCGAACUCGGAGCAGAAGAAGUGGGAAGCAGAACAGCUGGCAUCGGCCGUGUACAAAUUCGGCUCGAAAGAUGCCAAAGACCGGGCAGGACAGCAGGAGGAGUAUGAACUGCUGUUGGAAGAACAGAUCGACUUCAUUCAAGCGCUCGGGCUGGAGGGAACGAAAGAUAAGAAGCGCAAACCAGAGAUCACGGAAUCGGAAAAGAAAAAGAUGACCAUCGAGGAAACGAAGAAAUCCUUGCCAAUCUACCCUUUCAAGGAGGAUCUCAUAGCGGCUAUUCGCGAACAUCAGAUUCUCAUCAUAGAGGGUGAAACGGGCUCGGGAAAGACGACUCAAAUUCCGCAGUAUCUAUACGAGGCCGGCUUUACGAAUGAUGGCAAAAAGAUUGGCUGUACACAGCCACGGCGAGUGGCGGCCAUGUCGGUGGCAGCCCGUGUAGCCGAAGAGAUGGGAGUUAAGUUAGGUAACGAAGUAGGCUACAGCAUUCGUUUUGAGGAUUGCACAUCCGAGCGUACGGUGCUAAAGUACAUGACGGAUGGUACGCUGCACCGCGAGUUCCUGUCCGAGCCCGAUCUCGGAUCGUACAGCGUAAUGAUCAUUGAUGAGGCUCACGAGCGUACACUACACACGGACAUUCUGUUUGGGCUGGUGAAAGAUAUUGCGCGAUUUCGGACGGACCUAAAGCUACUGAUCUCCAGUGCCACGCUUGAUGCGGAUAAAUUUUCUGACUUUUUCGAUGAAGCACCAAUCUAUCGGAUACCUGGACGACGCUAUCCGGUCGAUAUAUUUUAUACCAAGGCACCGGAAGCGGAUUAUAUUGAUGCUUGCGUCGUAUCCGUGCUGCAAAUCCAUGCCACGCAACCUUUGGGAGAUAUUUUGGUCUUUUUAACAGGACAAGAGGAGAUUGAAGCGUGUCAGGAGAUGCUACAAGAUCGCGUCAAGCGACUAGGCUCCAAGCUAAAGGAACUGCUCAUUCUUCCCAUCUAUGCCAACCUACCGUCGGAUAUGCAGGCAAAGAUUUUCGAGCCCACACCUCCGAACGCACGGAAGGUGGUACUGGCGACGAAUAUUGCCGAAACGUCGCUGACGAUCGAUAACAUCAUCUACGUGAUCGACCCGGGAUUUGCGAAGCAGAACAAUUUCAACUCACGCACCGGCAUGGAGACGCUGAUGGUUGUACCGAUCUCGAAAGCGUCCGCCAAUCAGCGAGCUGGUCGAGCGGGUCGUGUCGCUCCCGGUAAAUGUUUCCGGCUUUACACGGCCUGGGCGUACAAGAAUGAACUGGAGGAGAACACGGUACCGGAGAUCCAGCGUAUCAAUCUGGGUAAUGCGGUGCUAAUGCUGAAAGCACUCGGCAUUAACGAUCUGCUGCAUUUCGAUUUCCUCGAUCCCCCACCACACGAAACGCUCGUGCUGGCGCUGGAACAACUGUACGCGCUAGGUGCAUUGAACCAUCACGGUGAACUGACGAAGUUGGGUCGACGGAUGGCCGAGUUCCCGGUCGAUCCUAUGAUGGCCAAGAUGUUACUGGCUAGUGAAAAAUAUAAAUGUUCCGAAGAGGUUGUGACCAUCGCAGCGAUGCUCUCGGUGAAUGGUGCCGUAUUCUAUCGCCCCAAGGAUAAGAUCAUUCAUGCUGAUACGGCACGAAAGAACUUCAACCAUCCACACGGUGACCAUCUGAGUUUGAUGCAAGUGUACAAUCAGUGGGCCGAGUCAGAUUACAGCACGCAGUGGUGCUAUGAAAAUUAUAUUCAAUUUCGUUCCAUGAAACGUGCCCGUGAUGUACGAGAGCAGCUCGUAGGGCUGAUGCAAAGAGUAGAGAUCGACAUGGUCUCUUCGCUACCCGAGACGACAAACAUCCGGAAGGCGAUAACGGCCGGAUAUUUUUAUCAUGUGGCGCGUCUCUCGAAGGGUGGGAACUAUAAGACAGUAAAGCACAAUCAAACCGUCAUGAUUCACCCAAAUUCAGCUUUGUUUGAAGAGCUACCACGCUGGGUACUGUACCACGAAUUAGUGUUUACGACAAAAGAAUUCAUGCGAUCCGUCAUUGAAAUCGAUAGCAAGUGGUUGCUUGAGGUAGCGCCACAUUAUUAUAAAGCGAAAGAAUUGGAAGAUUCUACUAACAAAAAAAUGCCCAAAAAUAUCGGUCGGGCCACACUGGCGGUUGCAUAAUUGGAAGAAUACAGCUGAAAUCCCUUCGUCAAAAUGCCCAGAUCUCCUAACAAACAGUGGCCCGUGAAACGAGUUAGCGGCCCAUAGACGUUUAAUAAUCUACAAAUCUUGAACAUGUAUGGACCGCUUAAAACGUGCCGGCAAUUAAUUCCGUUUUCUUUGUUGGAUAGGCUAAGGUGAAGCUAUGAGAUUCAGUAGCAUAGCAAAAGAAUAUGCAUAGGUAGCGAAAUCCGACCACAAAUCGGAACUUCAAAUUUUCCAAUCAUUUGAGUUUUCACACUUUUGACCACAAAUCGGCCGUUGGCAAGUGCAUUUAGUUAAAUAUGCGUUUGGCAAAACCCGCACACAAAAUUGAAUUGUAAAAUGAGAGAGAGAGUGUGUGUUCUAAUAAAAAAUCGUCUUGCUUUUCGA